This is a messenger RNA of Cuscuta epithymum, 2316 nucleotides long. The record is from the annotation of a GenBank genome assembly. NCBI's taxonomy places the organism in Eukaryota, Viridiplantae, Streptophyta, Magnoliopsida, Solanales, Convolvulaceae.
UCUGAAUGUGUAUACCGAUAUACGUCUGUUCCUAUCCACAUUUAAAUUGUUUUUCUCAAUACAAUUGUUUUUCUAAAUUCAGGAAAUUCUAAACACUAGAUAAUUCGAAAUAGGGAGUAUAAUAGAUUAAUAGGAGUACUAGCUACUCCGUAUAAUAUGCUCAUAUCAACUUGAAAAUUAAUAAAAAGAUGUUCUCUUAAUAAUUUGUAAUAAAGUUGUACUACUAGGAUUCUGGGAACCAAGUCAACCAACACACUUAAAGUGUGUGAGAUAUCCGUUAGUUCGUGGCAGGUUAAGCACACACUUUUUCAUUUCCCUGGCUUUACAAAACUGGCAAGUUUUGAGUCAUGCAAAACAAGCUGUAUGUUUUUUUUUUAACAAAGCUUUCUCCAGAACCUCGCUCUGAGAUUCAUUUUGACCUACCAAGCUUUCAUCUUCCCUCUGAAAUUUUUCCUUCAGUUCUUUCAUUGAUACUACUGAAAAUCAGUUAUAUCAGUCAAUAUCAUGGCUUCAAGUUUUGCCAAGAGAAAGACCACCAGGUUUUUAGGACCUCUUCUUUCUUCAUCUUUGCCUCAUCUCUGCACCAGGAAUGGUGUUCCGGGAAGCACCAGAAUCUCACCUCUCCUCACCCAAUUCGUCGAUUCCGACUCAGUCAAGUCUCCUCCCUUUCCACCCAUCGAAAACCUCAACUUCCGAGAUUCCUUUACUAACAGAUUUGGCCCCAAGUUUAGCUCCAGUCCCAAUAUAUACCAAAUAUUUCUUCUGAAACCCAAACGCUCUGAUCUCAGUGAUCUGUUUCUGUCAACGAACGGCCAAAGGGUCGUAUUCUCAAGUUCUUCGGGGCAGUCAAGAUGCAGCAGUGGGAAAUGCCAGACCGGCGACGAGUCAAAGAGCCCGGAGAUCUGUGGGACCACCUUCGACCGAGACGAAUCCGAGCUGGCCGAGACCCGAGAGGUUGUGGAGAAGAUGAUGAAGAGUAUCGCUUCACUGAGUAAGGCAAUGAGUUUUCUCUGCGUCAUUCCGAUGGGUUUGGGUGGUUGGUUUAUGAUUGGCUCGGGGUGUUCUUCCAUGCCUGAUAUUUUGCUGCCGACCUUCUUGGCCUCUGGGCUCUCGGUUCAAAUGGCUUUCGUGAUGAUAAGGUCGCUGGAACCAAUACUGUUGUUCCAGAGAAUGGAGGCGCUGGGGAGGCUGCAUACCACGACUAUGAGCAUAGAGAUUGCCAUGCAAAUGAACUUGUUCUUUUCUCGCCUCCAUGUGUGUUUUCUUUCUUGCAUUGCUGUUGCUUCUGUUGGUUUGGUCUAUGUUGUUUUCAUUAGAUAAAUUGAAUUUAUGGGCAAAAAUCCCGAUUCGAUAUCCCUGAUACCGUUCUGAAACUAUCAUUUUCAUUUAGGAUGCAUUUUUUUUCAUCUCGAAUCGGUCCCGUAUCGAUAUCCAUCGGGAUGAGACUAGGACAACUAGACAGUACUAGUAUAAAAUAUCAUGUCACGUUCUGGUGUCUCGUUUGAAUUUAGUAGGUUAUUUUAAAUUUUUAAUGCUAUACAAUAGUCAAGCCCAAUUAAAAGUUUAUAUCCUAGUGUAGUUUUAUUUUAUUUCAUGUCUCUCUUAGUCUCCACUCUUGUUUUAAUUCUUGAAAUAUAGGCAAUGUGAGUGAUACAUACGUAGUAUUGUUUACGGGAAAUUGUAGGAUUUGUUUAACCUUUUAAGUAAGCUAAAUUUCCAAAAUUAUUUACGUCUUAUUUUAAUGUUAUGCUUGUUUUCUAUAUGCACUCCCAUAUUUGCUAUGUAAAGCCACAAAGUUUCCGUAAUAAUUUACAUUCUCUUUAAUUCCUAGUAUGCCCUUAGUAUCUAAUACGCCCUAUUCCAAAUCGGCAUCCAUAUGGCCUGGCCACGUAUUGAAGAGUUUCCAGAAAGAUGAAGGAAACAAGAGAGGUUCAUCAGUUUGUGAAUCAAGAGAAACUACCCUUACUCUCGAUUUUAAUCAAUCAAGAUGGCAGAAGCCUUCGGUUGUAAAGGCAUACAACUUUUGAUAGGCACAAUCAAACGAUAAAUGUUGUAUUCUUUGGAUCAUGUAGAGCCUACUUGGUCAUACUCAUUGUUGUGAUUAUCUUACAACGAAAAUCUACUUCUCCUACGAAAUUGGGGCGUUAAUUCUUGAUUUUUCCUAGCUCAUAUUAAAUCUACUAGCUCAUAUUAUCGCCAAAGUGUUCAUGAGAGGAGAAAACAAUGAAGAAUGCAUAUUUCUAUUAUUAUGGGUUUUAAAAUCUACAAUUGACAUUGAUAUAUUUCCAAAUUUCACAUGCUUCAUCUUAAUUGACC